Molecule: messenger RNA, 657 nt
Organism: Echinococcus granulosus
Lineage: Eukaryota; Metazoa; Platyhelminthes; Cestoda; Cyclophyllidea; Taeniidae
Product: Tetraspanin-33
Exons: 6
Coding region: 1-657 (218 amino acids)
Cellular component (GO): membrane
Source: RefSeq, a predicted model, not a curated record
AUGUCGAAAACGUGUGCCGGUUGUAUCAGGGCGCUGAUGAUAUUCUUCAACUUCCUUUUUAUUCUCAUUGGCCUCGCCAUCGUCGGGCUGGGUAUAUACCUCCUGGUGUCAGGAUACGUUAGCAGCGCUUCCGGGGAGUUAAGUAUCCUGGCUUAUCCGUGUAUUGGGUUAACCAUUUUGGGGAUUGUUCCGGUGUUUCUCGCAGUAUGUGGUUGUUGGGGCGCAUUGCGAUACAACAGAUGCUGCCUGGGAAUGUAUUUUACAUUCCUCCUGUUUGUUUUUGCCGCCGAAGUCGCUACUGGGAUUGCUGGUGUCGUUUUCAAAGAUGAGGUGCGAACACACAUUCUCAGAUACCUGAAAAAGGCUGUCGAAGACUACGAACCUACUGAAAAAUUAACUUCGCUCGAUCUUGUGCAAGCGACUUUCCAUUGCUGCGGCUAUAAGGGUCCGAGUGACUAUGGGCAUAAAGCAUUUCCUAAGUCCUGCUGCGGAUACGCUGAAUGUGACGUUUCAACCCUUCCAGGUUGCGAAAAACGCACGAAUGAGAUUGAGAAACAUACGUUGAUACUCUGUGCUAUUAUUAUUGGAUUGGCUGUUAUUCAGGCAACUCGUUGGGCUGGUCUUCUCGAUGAUCCUCUGCUGCGCUGCCAAGGAUAG